GGCACCGGCUAUUUUCAAUACGGGUUGCCAGAUUUAGUGCCAGAUCCUUAUUACAUCCAAGCAGCCACUUAUGUCCAAAAGACGUCUAUGUACAACCUGAGGUGUGCUGCUGAAGAGAAUUGCCUAGCUAGCUCAGCUUAUAGAUCAGAUGUUAGAGACUAUGAUAACCGAGUACUUCUGAGAUUUCCGCAGAGAGUGAAAAAUCAAGGUACAUCUGAUUUCUUACCAAGCCGACCACGAUACUCAUGGGAAUGGCACAGCUGUCAUCAACAUUAUCAUAGCAUGGAUGAAUUCAGUCACUAUGACUUACUUGAAGCAAGCUCACAUAGCAGAGUAGCUGAAGGACACAAAGCAAGUUUUUGUCUCGAAGACACUUCUUGUGACUAUGGAUACUAUAGGCGAUUUGCAUGUACAGCCCACACACAGGGACUGAGUCCUGGUUGUUACGAUACCUACAACGCUGAUAUAGACUGCCAGUGGAUUGAUAUUACAGAUGUUAAACCUGGAAAUUACAUUUUAAAGGUUAGCGUCAACCCAAGUUACUUGGUACCAGAAUCAGACUAUUCCAACAACAUUGUACGUUGUGAUAUCCGCUAUACAGGCCAUCAUGCAUAUGCCUCUGGGUGUACAAUUUCCCCAUACUAAGAUGAAAGAAAAUUGGUUUACUGAUACCCAAGAUUUGGAGAUGCAAUUAUUUUAUAAACUGAAUAGGAUGUAAACACUUUUGAAAAAUGAGAAGGACCAGAAUAUAUACAAAGAAUUUUAAUCUGACUCUGAAGUCUUAAGAACUUCUUCAAAAUGAAUUGCUUGUUUGAUUAAGCUAUCCAGCUUUUGAAGCCAGUGAGACAAUGGUACUCUAUAGAAAGAAUAAUGAAUUCUAAAGGAAGUUAACCUACUUAUAUAAAUAUCUUUCCCAUUGACUACUGGAAAUCAGUAUAAUAUUUGAGAGUGCUUUUUAGAAAUAUAAAAGGUGCUAUAGCAUAGGCAGGUACUCAAAGAGCUGCUUUGUUUCAUUGGAUGGUUCAGGCACGUCUAAUGGGAGUUCAAACAUUUAUGUUUAAAUAGCAAUAGGCCCAUUGCUUCAUAGUAUCAUGAAAGUCUUCUAACAUCUUUUUGUUACCAACAGUCAACGGUGCUAGUAUCCAAAUCCUCUGGAUUAUAGAAUAAUUUCAUAGUUCUUUGAUAUGCAGUCAUGUAAUACUGAUUGUGAAGAGUAUAGGAAGGAACUGAAGUUGUGGAACAAAUUGGUAGGGAGGAUGAAGCUUCCACAAAUACCAAAGCUUCAUUUUUUUGUCUAAUAGAUACAAAAGUAGGCUUCAUUUUAAAGGACAAAUUUUAAUGCUUAAACACCAGAUAGCAUACAAAAUGAUUCUAUUUUUAAAGCAUUAGCAGGCAAAUAACCUUAAACCAAAAAGUAUAUCAGUAUUUUAAAACAUUACUUAGAAUAUUAAAACACCACAUUUGUCUAUUUCCAGUGCUUCCUGCAGACUGCUUUGCAUUUUCUCCUCUUCCUUUCCCUCAACUGGAAAGAGUUUCAAUUACAAAUGUUGGAAAGAUUUUGAAUUACAGAUGUUUAGAAACCACUUCCCAUGAAUUGGACUUGGAUAACAGAUUGAAAAUGAUAUAUGCUCACCAGAAAAAAAGUUCAUAAGCUUGAUGCUUUAUGUUGUGUUCCAUUAUAAAAUCUAGUUUCUAGCUACGUGGAAAAAAACCAUUCAGGUGAAGUCAUAAAAUGAGCCUUACCCAGAUUUGUCUCUGUACCUCAUGAAUAUACAAGAAAAUGUUCUUUUAAAGUGUUUGUUUAGGAAAUCAAAAUGAAUUAUUUUAUACAUAUACGCAAGCACAGAUGUGCUCAUAUAGAUAUACUCAAACCUGUAAGCACCUGCAUCAGCCAGGUAUUAUACAGACUUGGAAAUAAAGUUGCAGUUCAGAUUUCUACUUGGGAUAUUACAUAGACCAAACCAAAUUUGAAGCACAGUUAAUUAUACUAAGGAAUAGUAAAUCAACUUACCGGUAAAACAGGUUGAAAUUUUUCCUCAAAAUGGAUAUAUAAAUCCUCAUUCACUGAAUCAUCUUGACAUAGAAUUCUUAAAUUGUGACAUGACAUGUAACAUUUGGAAUAAAAAAAAAUUGUGGAAAGAUUUUAUAGUUAGAAUCCCAAACAUUUGGGUGCUUUUUAACUUUCAUUGUCCAAUUGUCUGUGGUGAGAUUCCCUUCCAUUCUAAAGCAAAUUUCCCCAAAUCUGCUCUGGAACACCUACGACACUGCAUUGACAAAAAUUAGCAAUUUACCUUCAUCCAAUGAGCACUAUAAUUUGUUCCACCCAUUUAGAUUAAGCAUUUAUUCUAUCAUUCAAGCAAUGUGCCCACAAGUCUGUGUAGACAAAAUCACAAGACUGGAUCCUUCCUAUCUACUUGUCAAGGCCUCCUUAUCUUUUUGAUGGAUGUUGAACUGCCAGUCCUGAUCAUAUUCUCAACCGCACAUUAACAUAUGUUGCACUAUUAUGUCAACCACUUGAAUUGUUUAUACCUAAGCUCCUGUUUAAAAAAAAACACCCAGAUUUUUGUAGCAAGGAACUGUAACUGGUAUUGUGACACCAGUAACUACUAAGAGGACAGUCCCUCAGGAAAGUUGUUGAUCUUCUCUCAAGUAAGGUAAGAGAUAGUUGGCCUGACAAUUGAGUAACUGCAAUACAGGAUCAUAAUGUAAAAGAUGCAUUUUUUCUUAUGAUAAAACCAUAUUUUCAUAUAUAAAAGUAGCAUAUCUGUUAUUUAUUAUGUGAACAGAAGGUGUGUAUAGAAUCCAGAGAAGGGCAUGAACAGAAAAGGAUACUAUUUUGUGAAGGAUGCUGUAAUUUAAGAAUUUUUGUUCACCUUAAAUAAUGAAGUAGAAUUCCUAAAUCAUAAGGAAUAUUUCUUUCUUAUCAACUUGGCCACUCAACUGGAAGAAACGUUGAAUGUGGUAAAGAUCACAGGAGAGUUCCACAUAGUGAGGUUGACCCAUCUAUGUGACUUUUACUAAAAACAGAAACCUUGCUGUGCCAAAUAUUUAAUGAUGCACUACAUUAAAAGAUUUUUUUUAACGACAAACUAAUAAUGGAAAUUUCAAUACAUUCCUAUCACUUCAAGCUGGAUAUAACUAAAGUACUAUACUCAUUUCGUUAAAAGUGGUCUAUCCUGUGCUUUUCAACACAACAAAGAUUUUCACAUUCUACAAAUUACAAAGGUGCUUAUAUUUAACUUGAACUGAAAAAAGUAAAUAUCUUAUUUUCCCAAGAACCUUACUUUAAAAUCUAAACAUCUUUCUAUGAAGUAAUUUAUAAUUAAUCAUACACUAACAUUGUAUUCUUCACAGAACUUCCAUAUUCUUAUACUGUUUGCAAAUUUAUGUGAAAAUGACAAAUAAAAACGUUUCAAA
Protobothrops mucrosquamatus (brown spotted pit viper) is the source of this 3417-nucleotide messenger RNA. It is a transcript of the gene LOX, whose product is annotated as lysyl oxidase. Lineage: Eukaryota; Metazoa; Chordata; Lepidosauria; Squamata; Viperidae. Gene Ontology annotation, biological process: peptidyl-lysine oxidation. The record is from RefSeq and is a predicted model, not a curated record. The transcript has 7 exons. Bases 88 to 645 code for a protein of 185 amino acids. Gene Ontology annotation, molecular function: copper ion binding; protein-lysine 6-oxidase activity.